CUCCAUGCAUUAAACUCAAACCACACAAAUUCCUCUCUAAAUAUGAAGUUCCUUUCAGCUGCAAUUUGCCUGCUCCUCCUCAUUUUUGGCACUGGUAUGGCGCCAAUGGUUGCAGAGGCCAGGCUUUGCGAAUCUCCGAGCCGCAACUUCAAGGGGCUAUGCUUUAGUACCAACAACUGUGGCCAUAUUUGCAGGGCAGAGGGCUUUAAUGAUGGCGCUUGCCAGGGCUUCCGCCUUCGUUGUAUAUGCUCAAAGCACUGUGUUUGAUAUCUCAUUCAUCAACACUAUCCACACAUCUUCAACUAAUUCUCUAUUUACUUUCCAACUUGUAUCAAUAAAGUGGCCUUUGUCUUUGGCCCCUCUUUCCUUCCUUCCUUUUCUUGUGUUUUUGCUUUAAUGUUGUGUUAGCUCUUUUAAUUACAUUGUGGUUUCGAAUUUUGGUUUAUGCAAUAAUAUUAGUAGUGUUGUUUGUGUUA
Messenger RNA from Cucurbita maxima (winter squash), 476 nucleotides. RefSeq names its product defensin-like protein 1. Lineage: Eukaryota; Viridiplantae; Streptophyta; Magnoliopsida; Cucurbitales; Cucurbitaceae. Bases 43 to 267 code for a protein of 74 amino acids. The record is from RefSeq and is a predicted model, not a curated record. Gene Ontology annotation, biological process: defense response. The transcript has 2 exons.